AUAUUCGGUGGAUGGUAUAACAUGCGUGGUCAUCCGUCCGGAUUUGUCACUCCGGAAAGAAGAGCCAUGGGCCGCCUGUUUCAGCUGCAAGAGAAGUGCCUCCAGGCCAUGGGCCACACUGGGGGUCACGAGAACAGCAUCCCCGACGGAAAGUUGAGCCUGAAGCACAUAGUCUCCUUGGCCUUCGUCGUGUCGGCCCAGUACCCCCUGAUCUCGUACAUCGUCUACAACAGCGAGGACAUGGAGAAGGUCACGGCCUGCAUGAGUGUUGUGCUGACCAACAUGCUGACAGUGAUUAAGAUCACAACCUUCCUGGCCUACAAGCAGGACUUUUGGCGGAUGAUUCAGCGCUUCAGGGAAAUGCAUCAGCAAUCAAAUCAAAGGAAUGUGGACGGGGACGGCUACGGAUACGUGGCAGCCGCCAAUAAGGUGGCCUCCAUGCUGGGACGGGCGUACUGCGUCUCGUGCGGUUUCACGGGGCUGUACUUUAUGCUGGGACCCAUUGUUAACAUUGUUGCCAGCAAAUGGAGGGGCACGACAUAUGUCCGAGAGCUGCCCAUGCCCAUGAAAUUCCCUUUCAAUGAUGUCAAUACCCCAGGCUACGAAGUUGGUUUCUUGUACACAGUGCUCGUCACCGUGGUCGUCGUGGCCUACGCAUCGGCCGUCGAUGGCCUCUUCAUCUCCUUCGCCAUUAAUUUGCGAGCCCAUUUCCAGACCCUGCAGCGGGACAUCCAGAACUCCAACUAUGCCCUACCCGAGCGAGAGACCCGGGCGGCUCUGCGAUCUGCCGUGGACUACCAUGUGGAGCUGCUCUCCUUGUCCAAGCACUUGCGUGACAUCUACACCCCCAUUGUCUUUGGCCAGUUCUUCAUAACAUCGCUGCAGGUGGGAGUCAUCAUCUAUCAACUAGUUACGCGAUUGGACUCUGUGAUGGAUCUGCUAGUGUACCUAUCCUUUUUGGGCUCCAUCAUGUUGCAAUUGUUUAUGUACUGUUAUGGGGGAGAAAUCAUAAAAGUGGAGAGCUUAAAAGUGGACAUUGCUGUACGCCUUUCCAACUGGCAUUUGGCCUCGGCGACUCUUCGGAAAUCUCUGGCCUUCAUCAUCCUGCGCUCACAGAGGGAGGUCCUGAUUAAGGCUGGCUUCUAUGAGGCAUCGUUGGCUAAUUUCGUGGCGAUUUGCAGAACUGCCUUAUCGCUGAUAACACUAAUAAAAUCUAUCGAGUAGCCGCAUUUUUGCAAUCUUUUUAAUUAUUAUUUAUUCGCCAAUUAAUAGCUUCACAAAACCGACCUAGCUUUAGAAGUUUGCUUAUCACCCUUUAGUGUUUUCUCUUUUUAUUGAUUUGCUGUUUAAAAUUCAACAAUUACAGAGAUAAGCAAUUACAAAGAUUAGCAAAAUGUAUUACCAAGCACCUUAUCGUGUGCCGUCAAUAUAUGCAAAAAAUAAUGUUUGUUUACU
Drosophila ananassae is the source of this 1455-nucleotide messenger RNA. RefSeq names its product odorant receptor 82a (gene Or82a). Gene Ontology annotation, biological process: sensory perception of smell; detection of chemical stimulus involved in sensory perception of smell. Lineage: Eukaryota; Metazoa; Arthropoda; Insecta; Diptera; Drosophilidae. Gene Ontology annotation, molecular function: odorant binding; olfactory receptor activity. The record is from RefSeq and is a predicted model, not a curated record. Bases 22 to 1224 code for a protein of 400 amino acids. The transcript is spliced from 6 exons. Gene Ontology annotation, cellular component: plasma membrane.